Nasonia vitripennis (jewel wasp) is the source of this 666-nucleotide messenger RNA. RefSeq names its product nuclear transcription factor Y subunit B-1 (gene Nf-YB). The transcript has 2 exons. The coding region runs from base 1 to 666 and encodes 221 amino acids. The record is from RefSeq and is a predicted model, not a curated record. Gene Ontology annotation, biological process: regulation of transcription by RNA polymerase II. Gene Ontology annotation, cellular component: nucleus; CCAAT-binding factor complex. Gene Ontology annotation, molecular function: RNA polymerase II cis-regulatory region sequence-specific DNA binding; protein heterodimerization activity; DNA-binding transcription activator activity, RNA polymerase II-specific. Lineage: Eukaryota; Metazoa; Arthropoda; Insecta; Hymenoptera; Pteromalidae.
AUGGAAAACAGCGGGGAAAGCGGUGAGGACAGCGGUUCCUUGAAUACGUCGGCGUUUCUCGCUGGUAGCAAUAUCGCCAACUCGUACAUCAGUAUGCAGUCUGACGAUAUGGAAGACGAUCCAGAGAAUACGGAUGAUUCCAACCAUGGAAAUUGUGACCCUUUGCAAGGAGUGAAUAUGGGUUCAUCCAGUGGACCUUUGCGGGAACAGGACAGGUUUCUUCCUAUAGCAAAUGUUGCAAAGAUAAUGAAGCGAGCAAUCCCGGAAGCUGGAAAGAUAGCAAAAGAUGCUAGAGAAUGUGUCCAAGAGUGUGUAUCAGAAUUCAUUUCUUUUAUCACGUCAGAAGCCAGUGACCGUUGUCAUAUGGAGAAAAGAAAAACCAUAAAUGGUGAAGAUAUUCUUUUUGCCAUGACCACGUUAGGAUUUGAUAAUUACGUUGAACCUUUAAAGAUGUACUUGCAAAAGUAUAGAGAAGCCACUAAGGGUGAUAACCCUGCUACGAAUACCGGGGUCAGUAGCGGUAAUGAAGACAGAAAAGGUGAUCAUGGACAUACAAUACAAUAUGAAGACCAGAUUUUCACCAUAGCUACUGCAGGUGAUGCUACUUCAUCGGAAACACCAAUAAUUUAUAGCUAUGCAACAGAUCAAAUGCAGUUUUUAUCUUAA